CCCUAAUAACAUACUAGAUAUGUCUUCCAACGUGUUUGAGACCAACGAGGGAGCUGAACAUGUCAACGAAGCCAAUCGUGUUGUACGAGAUGCUGAGUCCGACGACGAAGAGGAAGAAAUGGAAGAUGCCAUGGAUAUUGAACGUGAUGAACAGGUAGAUGCUUUGAUAGAAGGUUUUGGAAUUGACUCUGAUGAUGAAGACGAAGACGAUGGCGCUCUUUUUCUUUCCUCGUCUGAGGAUGAUUUCGGACUGGACGGCGAGCCAAUUGAAGAUGACUAUAAUGAAGACUAUAAUCUACGUGAUGCUUUGAGAAGCGCUGGGAACUUCAAAGUAAGGAAGAAGAAGUCUACGGCUAAAUCAUUUUACAGGCGUAAAGUAACUCAGAGUGAAAACAGGGAUUUGGAUCCGGAGGUUAGGCUGUAUAUGUCGCAGGCUAACGAAGCAUUUGCACACAACGACUAUCAAGUUGCUCGCAACCUCUACCUUGAAGUCGUCAGAUUAGAUAAAAAGAAUUACAACGCCUACAAGACAUUGGGAGAGAUUUCUCAACAUCAGGGCAAGUUGAAUCAAUGCUGUAGCUACUGGUUUAUUGCAGCUAACUUGCGGCCCUGGGAUAGUAAAUUCUGGGGCGAUGUAGCUGAACUUAGUACUCAAUUGGGUCAUACUGACCAAGCGUUAUUUUGCUAUAAUAGGGCCAUCUCUUCUGAGCAUAAGAAAAGUGCACGAUUCAUCCUUCAAAGAGCCCUUGUAUACAAGGAAAUCAAGCAAUUUGGGCGGGCUUUGGAAGGAUUCCAGCGAGUGAGACAGCAAUAUCCCACUGAUGCUUCUAUUGUGAAAAACUUAGCUGCGGUGUAUGUAGAGCAGAAACGGUUGAACGAUGCUAUCAAUUUGUAUAUGCGCAUUCUCGACAGCAACAUCCAUCCAAAUCCACAGAACAAGCAAAAGUAUCCUAAAUUCACGUGGGCAGAGUUGAACAUUCUCUUGGAGUUGUAUGUUCAACAGCAUUCGUGGCGUGUUGCAAUAAAGGUCACUAGGCUUGCCGCUAGAUGGAUCCAGGGUCGUGAAAAGGAGACAUGGUGGGAUGAGAAUGACGACGACAGCGAAUUCGACCCCAAACGCAGAAAUGAGGUUAUAGACAAGUUGACCGAUACCGCGAAGAAGGCAGAAGCCAAGGAGAAACCCUUUGAGUUGCCCAUCGAUAUCCGCUAUAAGAUUGGAAUCUUACGCCUAGGUUUGGAUCAACGAGAUGAAGCUUUGCAUCAUUUCGAGUUCUUGCUAGACGAACAACUGGAGAUCCCUGACUUGUUGAAAGAGACUGGUAAGGCAUUGGAAGAGAACGGGUACCAUGAGGAAGCCCUUCAAUUCUUGACAAGGGCUAUUUUUCCAGAAGAUACUGGGGAGCAACUUGAACUAGUCAAUCUUCUAGGGAAGUGUUAUUUAGAAAUUGGAGACUACAGUCAAGCCAAGAGUGCCUACACCGACCUUCUUACACAAGAUUCGAAGAAUUUAGACUACAAGUUGGCUCUAGCUGAAGCCCUCUACCAUCUUGGAGAAGAAGUAGAUUCGAAGAAAUUAUUAGUAGAAGUCUCAAAGGAGAGCCACAAGCUGCUCCUGGAUGUAAAUGAUGAACUAGAUAAGUCUGCUGAAGAGAGUUUGUCAUUGAUCAAGUCCCUGAAGUUUAUCAGAUCCAAGACAGCAAAGCUCACAGAUCAAGAGAAACUCGAAAUAGAAAACCAUGCCAAACGAAGAGUGCUAGAGAUCUACAGACGUAUGGAAAGACUCGAAGAGUCUACUAUAAAUGGUGAUGAAGUAGCCAUAAGUGCAUGGAUGCAAUUAGCUUCUCAGUUGGUGGAUAUGUUCAUGAGUGUUCGGAGUUUCUUUCCCCGUGACAAGAAUCGUACUUUCAAGGGUAUUGUUCUCUAUCGUAGAAAGAAGCAGAUGGGCAUUGACGAGAAGUUGGCUAGAGUAUACAACUUGUACGAAGGUAUAACCAAUGACGAGAACUACUCCAGGCAGUUCUUGACUUCCAAGACUGAGUACCGUGGUUUAAACUACGACCAGUGGUUUGUCAUUUUCCUUCAGUAUGUAAUCUAUGUGUCGAAGUUCGAUCACAACACGGAGUAUGCCAACGAAAUUGUAGAAGUUGCAAUGUCUGUCAGUGUCUUUGUUCAGGACAAGAACAAGGAAGCAUUGUUGCGAAUCUUGAAGUUGAAGUUUGGCAUUGAACGCAGCGAGGCUAGUUCCACAGUAACGACAUUUGUCAGGUUUUUCCUUAUAUCCAACCAGUUCUCUCCCUUCGUGUAUAAGUUUUUCAUCUGUUGCUUUGCCUCGGGAAUCAAAUUCUGGGAAACGUUCACCAACUACAACCACCAGAAGUUUUUCUUGCGUCAGUUGAAGGCUCACGACUCUAUUAUCCUCAACAAAAAAAUCACAGGCAUGGCUACGAUCACUGCUGAUUUGAAGGAUACUACACUUCCUAAAGAGCACCCUGACCUUUUGUAUGUGUAUGCUAAUUUGCUAGGAGGGAGCAGAAGUUAUGUCUCCUCAGUUGUGUACUUGAAUCGUGCCUAUAGGCACUACGACAGAGAUCCGAUGAUUUGCUUGGUGUUGGGACUAGCCCAUGUGCACAGGUCUAUGCAGAGACUCAGCUCAAACAGACAUAUCCAACUCUUGCAAGGAAUAAGUUAUGUGUUGGAAUACAGAGAUCACCGAAAACACAAUUCCACCUCCUAUGAGUUGCAGGAGAUCGAGUACAACUUUGGAAGACUCUUCCACAUGUUGGGGUUGAGCUCGUUGGCCGUUAACCAUUACAAUAAGGUUUUGGAGUAUCAUGACGAAUUGUCUGAAGAUCCAACUUAUGAUUUGUCUGUUGAUGCAGCGUACAACUUGACGUUAAUCUACAAUAUUAAUGGUAACACCCAAUUGGCAAGACGCUUGAUGGAGAAGUAUUUGACAGUGUAAUCUAGUAAAAUUGAUGUGUAAAGUAGCAAGGUUGUUGAUUAAUUUUAAUAUCGUAUAGAGACAGCAUAAUAUACUAAAGUACAUUACA
Messenger RNA from Scheffersomyces stipitis CBS 6054, 3050 nucleotides. It is a transcript of the gene TFC4, whose product is annotated as transcription factor TFIIIC subunit. The transcript has a single exon. Gene Ontology annotation, cellular component: transcription factor TFIIIC complex. Gene Ontology annotation, biological process: transcription by RNA polymerase III. The coding region runs from base 20 to 2962 and encodes 980 amino acids. The record is from RefSeq and is a predicted model, not a curated record. Gene Ontology annotation, molecular function: protein binding. Lineage: Eukaryota; Fungi; Ascomycota; Pichiomycetes; Serinales; Debaryomycetaceae.